AUGUGGUUAACAAUUUUAGUUGUCAUCGCUAUCAUUGUUCUUAUCCUCUAUUUAGACACUGUCAAACCACCAAAGUUUCCUCCUGGCCCAAGAUGGCUCCCAAUACUUGGCUGUGCACAUGAAAUACAAAGAAUCAGAGACAAAUGUGGUUAUCUUUACAAAUGUAUACAAGAAGUAACGAAUAAGUACUCAAAUGAUGGUUCCGUUGUAGGAAUCAAAAUUGGUAAAGACCGCAUUGUGUUGGUAAACAGUCUUGAGGCAAAUAAAGAAAUGCUUUACAAUGAAGAUAUCGAUGGACGCCCCAAAGGAAUAUUCUAUCAAACACGAACAUGGGGAGAAAGAAAAGGUGUUAUGCUAACUGAUGGUGAAUUGUGGAAAGAACAGAGGCGCUUUCUUAUAAAACACUUGAAAGAGUUCGGUUUCGGCCGAAAGGGUAUGUCUGAAAUAUCAUUUUCUGAAGCAAGACAUCUAGUAAAGGACCUGACAAAAGCUAUAGGAGACAAAACCUCCGCAGAGCUGUACAUGCACAACUUUUUCAACACGUAUAUUUUAAAUACAUUAUGGACAAUGAUGGCUGGCCUUCGUUAUGAACCAGAUGAUCCACGGAUGGUGAAGCUUCAGGAUCUGUUAUUUGACUUGUUUGCUGCUAUUGAUAUGGUUGGUUGUGCAUUCAGUCAUUUUCCUAUACUGAGUGUGAUAGCACCGAAGGCAUCUGGUUACAAAGACUUCGUAGCAACACACGAGCGUCUGUGGGCAUUCUUGCGAGAUGAAAUAGCAAACCACAAAGAACGUUUCCAUCCAAGUAACGAGGACAAAGACUUCAUGGACGUCUACAUAAGAGUAUUGAGUCAACCUGGCGAUAAGCGUACUUACUCAGAGGAUCAGCUAGUUGCAAUGUGCAUGGAUAUGUUUAUGGCUGGGACUGAAACGACAGCAAAGAGUAUGAGCUUUUGUUUCAGCUACUUGGUUAGAAAUCAAGAAGUGCAAAAAAAAGCUCAGGAAGAAAUAGAUGAAGUUGUUGGUAGGGAUCGGGCUCCCACCUUAGAGGAUAAGCUAAACAUGCCAUACAACGAAGCUAUCAUCCACGAGAGUGUACGUCACUUUAUGGGACGAACAUUUGGCGUACCUCAUCGUGCCAUGCAGGACACUACCUUGGCUGGCUACCGAAUUCCAAAGGACACAAUGGUCGUGUCAAACUACACAAACAUUUUGAUGGAUGAUAACCUUUACCCUGAUCCGUAUUCCUUCAAACCGGAAAGAUUUAUCAGAGAUGGCAAAGUUUGUCUGCCUGAUCACUACUUCCCAUUUGGACUAGCGAAGCACCGAUGCCUAGGCGAUGUUCUGGCCAAAUGCAACAUCUUCAUGUUUACAACUGCUGUUCUGCAGAAAUUUUCCCUUUUGCCAGGACCAGAAGGACUUCCAUCAUUGAAUCAUAUUGAUGGAGCAACGCCAUCUGCAGCUCCUUUUAGGGCAUUGAUAGUCAAUAGGUACUAA
Messenger RNA from Pieris brassicae (large cabbage white), 1494 nucleotides. RefSeq names its product probable cytochrome P450 303a1 (gene Cyp303a1). Gene Ontology annotation, cellular component: intracellular membrane-bounded organelle; cytoplasm. The transcript is spliced from 3 exons. Gene Ontology annotation, biological process: xenobiotic metabolic process. The record is from RefSeq and is a predicted model, not a curated record. Gene Ontology annotation, molecular function: heme binding; oxidoreductase activity, acting on paired donors, with incorporation or reduction of molecular oxygen, reduced flavin or flavoprotein as one donor, and incorporation of one atom of oxygen; iron ion binding. NCBI's taxonomy places the organism in Eukaryota, Metazoa, Arthropoda, Insecta, Lepidoptera, Pieridae. Bases 1 to 1494 code for a protein of 497 amino acids.